This is a messenger RNA of Aphanomyces invadans, 534 nucleotides long. RefSeq lists its product as hypothetical. The record is from RefSeq and is a predicted model, not a curated record. The coding region runs from base 1 to 534 and encodes 177 amino acids. NCBI's taxonomy places the organism in Eukaryota, Oomycota, Saprolegniomycetes, Saprolegniales, Verrucalvaceae. The transcript has 4 exons.
AUGUGGGAUCGCAUGACCUUAGAUCUGCGCGUGUUUGCGUACGAGAACUUGUUGGAGUUCAUUGUCUGGACAGUGCGGGAGCGAGAUGUUGGGCUAGGCGCCCUCAGUGGCUACCGCAGUGCAGUGAAGAGUUUGUACAUCGAUCAAGGCGUUGACCUCCCGGAGCCAUGCGACAGCGACAUGAAGGUUAUUUUUUCGGGGAUUCGAAAGUCCAUCGCCCAGAACCUUCAAAGUGGGUCCAAGGAAUUUACUGGCAAGCGUCCAAUGUCGUUCUCGGUGUUUGAACAGCUUUGCGCGGCAAGCAUGGGCCUGCCCGAUUGCGGAUUUACCCAUCUCUACCUUGUCCUCUCGUGGAACUUGAUGUGCCGCUCCAAAUCUACGGAGACGAUACGAUUCGAGCACAAAUCGUGUGAGGACGACGCCAUUGGGUUCGUCUUUCAUAAAACUAAGACAAGCCAAGAAGGAACAAAAAACAAGGACCCAAAGCAUUGCUUUGCGAACCCUCUAAAGCCGCAAGUUUGUUUGUGUUUUUAG